Messenger RNA from Periophthalmus magnuspinnatus, 1456 nucleotides. It is a transcript of the gene pnpo, whose product is annotated as pyridoxamine 5'-phosphate oxidase. Gene Ontology annotation, biological process: pyridoxal 5'-phosphate biosynthetic process; pyridoxine biosynthetic process. Gene Ontology annotation, molecular function: pyridoxamine phosphate oxidase activity; FMN binding. The transcript has 7 exons. NCBI's taxonomy places the organism in Eukaryota, Metazoa, Chordata, Actinopteri, Gobiiformes, Gobiidae. The record is from RefSeq and is a predicted model, not a curated record. Bases 16 to 879 code for a protein of 287 amino acids.
UAUUUUACGUAAGGCAUGCGCAAUGACGUAGGUUUUUGCUGGCCAGUCAUGAGGCGCACACUCAGUAGCAAUUUACUGAGAACUAUUUGUUUAUUUGGUAAAAAUCUGUCUCUUUAUGGCUCAUUGACGGUGCGCAACUCCCGCGUUUAUUUGCAGGCUUUUUGCACAGAAUCUACGCUUCACUCUACAGAUAUGGACCUGAGUAAUAUGAGGAAAAAAUAUAAAGGAGAUGAGGAGAGCUUUGAGGAGAGUCAUCUUGCAUCCCUGGACCCUAUCAAACAGUUUGGAAACUGGUUUGAUGAAGCCACAAAGUGCCCUGAAAUUGGAGAAGCUAAUGCUAUGUGUAUAGCCACUGCCUCCAAGGAUGGCCGUCCAUCUGCUCGAAUGGUACUUCUAAAAGGUUACAACAAUGAAGGCUUCCGCUUCUUUUCAAACUAUGAGAGUAGAAAGGGUAUUGAAUUGGAGAGUAAUCCAUAUGCAUGUCUGGUGUUUUACUGGGAACCUCUGAACAGACAGAUCCGUAUUGAGGGAAAUGUAGAGAAGAUCUCAUACCAGGCUUCUUGUGACUACUUCCAUUCACGGCCAAAGAGCAGUCAGAUUGGGGCUGUGGUGAGCCGACAGAGCACCCCAGUCCCUAACAGAGAUUAUCUUAGACAGAAAAAUGCUGAAUUAUUGGAGAAGUACAAGGACACUGAAGUACAAAUGCCUGACUAUUGGGGAGGCUAUAUCGUCAAACCUUACCUCAUCGAGUUUUGGCAGGGUCAGACCAACCGACUUCAUGACCGAAUUGUGUUUACCAAACUGAAGCCUGGAGAGGAGCAAGGAGAGUUUCAGCACAUGGCUGAGGGAGGGUGGGUGUAUCAAAGAUUGUCUCCUUAAAAAAAAAAUCUAUAAUUUUCUUUUUAGAUUGAGAAAAAUUACAAGCUAUAUAAAAAUCUAAUGGAAAAAUACUUGAUGUUUAUUGUUGCUGCUAUAAUUGGCAUGAAAAUACACCUGAAAAUGUUGUGCGUUUUUGCAUUGUUUUUCCAUCCAUAUCCCUGACCUUCUGUAUUAUGAAUAUAGUGGUUAAAAUGUCCAAGGUCAGCUCAAACUCCACUACAUGUCAAAUAAUCAUCAACAAUUAGUUACACAAUAACAAUGCAUUUCAAAAGCACAAAAACUAUUUGUUUGUGUGAAAUUUUAGGUGAAGUAUGUAAGGGAAAAAAAAAAAAGUUUUCUAACAUGUGUAUAUAUUUUUAAUAAUGUGUAAUUAUUGUAGUCUUAAUUCCAGUUGCCUUUUAACGCAGAUUAAAAGUGCUGGUUGUACAUGAUGUGCCACCUUAAAUGUAAAUCAUUUGUGUAAAAGUCAUGUACAGUAAUAUAUGUCUAAAAGUGCCAAUAAUAAAGUAAAAUUUUAUGUGGAGGGUGUGGAGGAUGUUUUAUAACUUGAAGAUGCCAAUAAAAUGCCAUGAUAAGA